Messenger RNA from Schistosoma mattheei, 348 nucleotides. NCBI's taxonomy places the organism in Eukaryota, Metazoa, Platyhelminthes, Trematoda, Strigeidida, Schistosomatidae. The record is from the annotation of a GenBank genome assembly.
AUGAAUCUUUCAGGAUUCUCUAAUUAUCGUGGUGGGAAAGGAAUGGGUGGUCUGUCAAAUGAUUUAAAUGAACCUCGUGUAAUCGUCAUGAAAGAUCGUUUGGGAGAUGGGAAUACAGAUGUUCAAAGUUUGCCUACUACAAAUCCAGCAACUAUCUUAACAUCAGUGAAACGAAGUGUUUGUGAAUCGUCUAAAGCCGAAGGUGAAGUAGUCAAUGAAGAUGUUAUGAAUUUAGUUAGCGGAUCAGUCGGAGCAGAUAACGUAAUGAGUACUAAUUCAACUUCUGCUUCAACUAAAAAGUCUCAUGUUAAAAAGAAAAUCUGCAUUUACGAAUUGAGGAGAAGUUAA